UAAGCCAACCACACACUCUCUCUCUCUCUCGUUCUCUCUCCCAAACACACUCUAUCAGCAAAGAAUACACAGAGAAAAAGAAGAAAGAAUCAGACAACACAAGAAAAAAGAUCUGAAAUGCCAAGGACACCGUUCUCGGACUCCGAUGAGCUCCGUACGCCGCUGGUGGCGACGGCAGCAAAGGAGGCGGAGACGGAAAAGCUCUGCAUCGACGAAAUGCUUCGAAAGUACUGCGGCGAGUUCGGAAAGUGGCAGUUGAGACACUUCAUCUUCACAAGUCUCGCGUGGGCGUUGGAGGCAUUCCACACCAUGGUCAUGAUCUUUGCCGAUCGUGAACCGGAGUGGCGAUGUACCGCUGCCACCUCCGCCACCUGCGGAAUGGCUAGGAGCACCUGCGAGAUCCGGCCGGACGACUGGGAAUGGGUUAGUGGACGCGGCGUCGCCACCGUAUCAGAAUGGGGACUUAUUUGCGGCGAUAAAUUUAAAGUUGGGCUCGUCCAAUCCUUAUUCUUUACUGGAUGUAUGAUUGGUGCUGGAAUAUUUGGUCACCUCUCAGACUCUUUUCUUGGAAGGAAAGGUUCAUUGAUGGUCGUUUGUGCUUUAAACGCCAUUUUUGGUUGCCUCACAGCAUUUUCGCCAAACUAUUGGAUCUACGUCAUUUUCCGCCUCCUCACUGGUUUCAGUACUGGCGGCGUUGGCCUAUGCGCAUUCGUCCUUGCCACCGAGCCAAUCGGCCCAGCAAAACGUGGCAUCGCCGGAAUGUCUACCUUCUACUUCUUCUCCAUCGGCAUUGCAAUCCUCUCUGCCGUUGCUUACGUCUUCCAAACAUGGCGCGCGCUUUACAUUGCGUCCUCCAUCCCUUCCAUUCUCUUCGUCUUCCUCGUCAUCCCUUUCCUCUCAGAGUCACCAAGAUGGUACCUCGUUCGUGGAAGAGUAACUGAAGCCAUGAAGAUCAUGUCUAUCAUUGCUUCUACCAAUGGGAAGCACCUCCCUAGUGGUGUUCUUCUUGCACUUGACGAAGAAGUCGAAGUAGAAGCAGAAGCAAAAACAGAAGCACUAACUUUGACUUAUAAGAACAACAACAAUAAGUCUUUGAAAAACAAAAAUGCAGUUGGUGGUUCUAUCGUUGACGUGCUUCGCUCCCCAGUCACUAGAAUAAGGUUGAUUCUAAUGGUGGCAAUCAACUUCUUUUGCUCUGUUGUUUACUAUGGUCUGAGUUUGAACGUGGUAAAUCUUGAUACCAACCUUUACAUGAACGUGGCGUUGAAUGCGGUGGCAGAGAUGCCGGCAUUUGGGAUAACGGCGAUUUUGUUGGACAAGUUUGGGAGGAAGCCAUUGGCAAUAGGGACAAUGUGGUUCAGCGGAUUAUUUUGUUUGUUAGGUAGUUUAAUGGGUAAUGUUGGAGUGUGGAAGUUAGUUAGAAUGGUGUGUGGUAUUUUGGGAAUAUUUGGGAUGGCCGGAACUUAUAAUUUGUUGUUUAUUUACGCGGCGGAGUUGUUUCCUACAGUGGUCAGGAACGCGGCACUUGGGUGCGCCACGCAAGCGGUGCAAAUGGGGGCGAUAUUGUCGCCGGUGGUGGUGGUUUUGGGUGGCUGGUUGCCGUUCGCAGUGUUUGCUGUAUGUGGAAUAGUGGGUGGCAUGUUUGCAUUUUAUUUGCCGGAAACUUUGAAUCAGCCUUUGUAUGAUACAUUCUCUGGGUUGGAAGCUGGGCUUGUUUGAUGUUUCUGAAAUUAUUAAUCUACUAACAUUAGUUAACAUCA
Messenger RNA from Arachis duranensis, 1760 nucleotides. Its product is annotated as organic cation/carnitine transporter 4-like. Gene Ontology annotation, molecular function: transmembrane transporter activity. The coding region runs from base 118 to 1719 and encodes 533 amino acids. The record is from RefSeq and is a predicted model, not a curated record. The transcript has 2 exons. NCBI's taxonomy places the organism in Eukaryota, Viridiplantae, Streptophyta, Magnoliopsida, Fabales, Fabaceae. Gene Ontology annotation, cellular component: membrane. Gene Ontology annotation, biological process: transmembrane transport.